Ustilaginoidea virens is the source of this 1311-nucleotide messenger RNA. RefSeq lists its product as uncharacterized. NCBI's taxonomy places the organism in Eukaryota, Fungi, Ascomycota, Sordariomycetes, Hypocreales, Clavicipitaceae. The record is from RefSeq and is a predicted model, not a curated record. The transcript has 3 exons. Bases 1 to 1311 code for a protein of 436 amino acids.
AUGGCCACGCGGUUCAGCGUCCGGGAGCACGUCGUCGACGCCUCCCACAUCCGGGACUUUGCCCGCGCGACCUCGACGUCCCAGGACGCCGUGCUGAAGCUCCACGUCAAGCAGUACCUGCCGCUGGACAACCCGGCCCCGCGCAAGGGCGACGUCACCAUCAUCGGCGCCCACGCCAACGCAUUCCCCAAGGAAAUCUACGAGCCCCUGUGGGACGACCUGCACCAGGAGCUCGGGCGGCACGGCCUCCGCAUCCGCGCCGUCUGGAUCGCCGACUGCGCGUGGCAGGGCCGGAGCGGCGUGCUGAACCUCCGCCGGGGCGUCUUGGGCAACGACCCCGGCUGGUUCGACUACGCCAGAGACAUUGUCCACUUGGUCAACACGUUCCGCAUGCCGCGCCCGCUCGUCGCCGUCGGCCACUCGUUUGGCGCCUGCGCGCUGAGCCACGCCGCCCUGCUGCACCCCCGCCUCUUCCACAGCCUGGUGCUGCUGGAUCCCGUCAUCGCCAUGUUCCACGAGUAUUCGGCCGCCCUGGGCAUGCGCCCCGCCGCCGCGAGCAUCCGCCGCCGCGAUGCCUGGCCCUCCCGGAGCCACGCCGCCGCCCUGCUGCGCAAGAGCCCCUUUUGCCGCUCGUGGGACCCGAGAGCCUUUGACCGGUGGAUCCGCUUCGGCCUCUGCAGCGUCGACGACGACCGCGACGACGACCACAACGACCACAACGACCGCGACGACCACGCCCACCAAGCCGACCACGCCGCCGCACAAGUCACCCUCGCCACCACCCGCCACCAGGAGGUCUUUACCUUCCUGCGCCCCGCCUGGCCGGCCUUUGACCCCCGCGGCGAGCGCGUCGUCGACCCCAAGCGCAUGCCCGACUGCGGCACCUCCCUCCACGUCGCCAUGCCCAUGUAUCCCUUCUACCGGGCCGAGCCCAUCGCCACCUUUGCCCGCAUGGCCGACCUGCGCCCCGGCGUGCUCUUCAUCGUCGGCGGCACCAGCACCGUCGUGCCCCCGCCCGACGUCGCCCGCAGGACCGACAUCACCGGCACGGGGCUCGGCGGCAGCGGCGGCGUGCCCGCCGGCCGCGUCAGGCUCGUCUCGCACCCCGACCACGGGCACCUGAUCCCGCUCGAGAGCCCGGCCUUUUGCGCCCGCGAGGCCGCCACCUUCCUCGAGCGCGAGCUGAGCAUAUGGGCCGAGGAGGAGCAGGAGUACGACGAGUGGGCCAGCCGGUCCGCCGACGAGAGGACCCAGGUUUCCCGCGAGUGGAAGGCCCACCUCGACAUGAGCAAGGACAGGCCGAAGAUCUAG